AGAUAUUUUCUUUCUCGCUUUUUUCCUGUUUUGAAGCCGAUUUCUUCGGAAGAUGAUAUUUACUUGAAUUGAUAAUGUUCUUUCUAUACUGCGCUUCUGUAUACCAAUAGAAUUCUGGGAAGCUUUGAGAUUCUGUGCUGUUUUUGAUAAAUUUUUUUUGGUUUUCGCGGUCGACUUGCUGGCUUUUAGUUGAUGAUGUUCUCGAGACUUCUAGUUUUGAGUUUGGUGCAGCACUGAGUAUAUGAAUAGUGGAUUGAAGGAAAAAGAAGAAGAAGAAGAAGAAGAUUUGAAGUCUUUGUUACUGGCUUACCAAUAGGUGAAGAAUGAAUGUUGAAUUGUUGCUGUGAUGGUGGUGUUGUAUUUUGAUCCAUAAUGGAUUCUGCAAGGAGUUGGUUUCAGAAAUUUCAGCCUAGAGCUGAUAGAGUGAGGCCUGGACAGACCACAAAGAAAGAAACAGAGAAUGGAAAGGAUGCACAGAAGCCUCCACUUGAUGAUGCACCUUCAACUGUCACAAAACAGAAGGCUGCUGCUGCAAAGCAGUACAUUGAGAAUCAUUACAAGGCUCAAAUGAAGUCCUUGCAAGAUAGGAAGGAGAGACGUUGGGUUUUGGAGAGGAAGUUAGCCGAUGCUGAUGUUUCCCCUGAAGAACAGAACAAUCUUCUCAAACACUUAGAGAAGAAGGAGACAGAGUAUAUGCGCCUUCAGAGACAUAAAAUGGGUGUCGAUGAUUUUGAACUCCUGACAAUAAUAGGAAGGGGUGCAUUUGGAGAGGUGAGGCUCUGUAGAGAAAAGGCCACUGGUCAUGUGUAUGCGAUGAAAAAACUAAAGAAAUCUGAGAUGCUUCGCAGAGGCCAGGUUGAGCAUGUUAAAGCUGAAAGGAAUCUCCUUGCUGAGGUUGACAGUGCUUUCAUUGUCAAGCUCUACUGUUCCUUUCAGGACGAAGAGUUUUUGUAUCUCGUAAUGGAAUAUCUUCCUGGAGGAGACAUGAUGACAUUAUUAAUGCGCAAGGAUACCUUGACAGAGGAUGAGGCCAGGUUUUAUGUUGCAGAGACUGUCCUUGCCAUCGAGUCUAUUCACAAGCACAAUUACAUUCACAGGGAUAUCAAGCCUGACAAUUUGUUGCUCGAUCGUAAUGGCCACAUGAAGCUUUCGGAUUUUGGGUUAUGUAAACCCCUGGACUGUAGCAGUUUUCCAAAUCUUAGUGAAAAUGAUUCUGGAGCGGGAAGGAAUUUCAAAACUACAACGGAGAGUGAUAGAUAUUCCAACGCACCUCCUGCACCAAGGCGUACACAGCAGGAGCAGCUAUUACACUGGCAAAAGAACCGGCGGAUGUUGGCUUAUUCCACAGUUGGGACUCCUGACUAUAUUGCUCCUGAAGUUCUGCUGAAGAAAGGAUACGGAAUGGAGUGUGAUUGGUGGUCGCUUGGAGCAAUUAUGUAUGAGAUGCUUGUAGGUUAUCCACCAUUUUAUUCUGAAGAACCAAUGUCAACUUGCAGAAAGAUAGUAAACUGGAGAACUCACUUGAAAUUCCCUGAAGAGGCAAAGCUCUCUGCUGAGGCAAAAGAUCUCGUAUGCAAACUUCUGUGCAAUGUAGAACAGAGGCUUGGGACCAAAGGAGCACAUGAAAUAAAAGCACAUCCAUGGUUCAAAGGCAUCCCAUGGGACAGACUAUACCAGAUGGAAGCGGCUUUUAAACCAGAGGUUAAAGAUGAGCUGGAUACUCAGAACUUUGAAAAGUUUGAGGAGUCAGGUCCUGCAAUGAAAAAUUCAUCAAAGUCUGGUCCAUGGAGAAAAAUGCUUUCAUCCAAGGAUGUAAAUUUUGUGGGUUACACGUACAAGAAUUUUGAAAUUGUGAAUGACAAUCACAUGCCUGGCAUUGUUGACUUGAAGAAAAAGACUAAUAAGCCGAAGCGGCCAUCAAUCAAGUCAUUGUUUGACACGGCUGAUUCUCAUGAUCAGCCUGCCCAAGGAAGCUUUAUCAGCAUGUUGCCUACUCAAGUGGAGGUCUCCGAAAGUCCUGAGCAAUCACCUGUUCGCCCUAGUAGACCCCCACCAUAUCAGCACAAGCCUUCACACAGAUAACAAACAAGGCAAGCCUCACAUGUAACUAUUAAUAGUAAAAGCAAACUGAUAGUAGGGAAAACAAAAGAAAGUGAAUGAAAUAGAUUCUUCGUUUUGUUUUUUUGGGUUUUGCAGUGUUUAUGCCUUCGUUAUUCAGUUUUUAUUAAAAGAAACAAUCCCUAUAACCCAGAUGGAAUAGGAUGAAGAAAGGAGGGAAAAAGAUGGUCUAGUUUGACCCCGCUUUGUAAAUUUAUUUCCAGCUACUGUCACUGAGGGGUUUGUAUUCUUGGCUCCUCUGAUUGUGUCAUAUAUGGAAUAGUAAAUACUAUACUUUUCUG
This is a messenger RNA of Telopea speciosissima, 2399 nucleotides long. Its product is annotated as serine/threonine-protein kinase tricornered-like. The transcript is spliced from 14 exons. Bases 373 to 2082 code for a protein of 569 amino acids. Gene Ontology annotation, molecular function: ATP binding; protein serine/threonine kinase activity. The record is from RefSeq and is a predicted model, not a curated record. Gene Ontology annotation, biological process: peptidyl-serine phosphorylation; intracellular signal transduction. NCBI's taxonomy places the organism in Eukaryota, Viridiplantae, Streptophyta, Magnoliopsida, Proteales, Proteaceae.